CGAAAGAUUCAGAAUAUGAGCUUGACAGAAGUCGCUGAUGGGUUUGCUCAGGGCGUGGCAGCUGCAGAUAGAGUCAGAACUAGGACUCCACUGGCAACUGGCUUUCUCCCGGAACCUCAGCUCUACCAGAGGAGCCAGCACCAGGUCCGUCCGACAUGCGAGAGGUGGCUCUCAGGCUGCUCGUCCUCCUGUCAGGUCUGUCUGCACUGGACGCCAGCGACCCGGAAGAUGAAAACAGUCCUUUCUUCUACGGUGGAAAAUGCAAAUGCAGAUUCGGCCCAAAGCCCAGUCACCGGCCAGGGGAUGCCCCACCUCUCAUCACUCCAGGCUCUGCCCACAACUGCUGAGGUUGGACCAGCUGAAGGAAGGGCCUGUCUUUGUCCCCAAGUCCUGGCUGUCCACAGGAGCCUGAACUCCAGGGUAACAUCCUCCAGCCCCUCCCCAGGCUGCCUUGCUGGGGCCUCGCCUCACGGCUCACGGGAGGGAGCUCUUUGUUCAAUGUUUUAAUACAAAACCAUCCGGCCUGCAGCCCGGGCAGCCAGCAGA
Marmota monax (woodchuck) is the source of this 546-nucleotide messenger RNA. It is a transcript of the gene Fxyd3, whose product is annotated as FXYD domain containing ion transport regulator 3. Gene Ontology annotation, biological process: regulation of sodium ion transmembrane transporter activity. NCBI's taxonomy places the organism in Eukaryota, Metazoa, Chordata, Mammalia, Rodentia, Sciuridae. Gene Ontology annotation, molecular function: sodium channel regulator activity. Gene Ontology annotation, cellular component: membrane. The transcript has 8 exons. The record is from RefSeq and is a predicted model, not a curated record. Bases 16 to 507 code for a protein of 163 amino acids.